Molecule: messenger RNA, 2378 nt
Organism: Tripterygium wilfordii
Lineage: Eukaryota; Viridiplantae; Streptophyta; Magnoliopsida; Celastrales; Celastraceae
Product: inactive leucine-rich repeat receptor-like protein kinase CORYNE
Exons: 2
Coding region: 605-1783 (392 amino acids)
Biological process (GO): protein phosphorylation
Molecular function (GO): protein kinase activity; ATP binding
Source: RefSeq, a predicted model, not a curated record
UUUGUCUUUCCAGAAACUUGAGACCAGACUCCACAAGAGAGUGGGGGAGAGAGAGAGAGAGAGAACGGGGGAGUAGCUAAGUCUUUGUAGUUUUGCAGCCAUUUGUUCUAAUCAACUUCAUUUCAGCGUGUCUGCGGUACAAGAACUGCAAAUGGUUAUCCACUAAUCAUUCCUGAAGCGAAGGGUUAUAUUUUCUUGCUUGAAUCUGCAAAUUUUGUUUAAUAGCAAAAUACUUGAUUUGUGAGCUCUUACUCUCACAAAACUUAUCAUUUAUUCAACAAAUGUGGUAAAGUUUGUUGAUUGGUCAUUGAGCUGUUAUGCGUGCAAUUUUUCUGGUCAAAGUGAUUCUCUAAAGAUGACCAAACGAUUCCCAGCGUCUUUCUCCAGAAGAUUUUGAGUUGAAAUUCGUUUUGUUAUCUUACUAUUUUCAUUUCGAGCUUGGAGCUUUAUCUGAUAUAUUGUUCAGGUUAGAGAUUUGAAUACAUGGUUUGUCAAAAGAUGGAAACUUUUGAGAUGGGUUUUUGGAAUUAGGACAGUUUUUCUCCAUCUUCGUCUGAAUCACAGUACUUGAAGAUGUGGGUUCAGUAGCUUUUUCUAGGCUUCAAUGGAGAAAACAAGAUGCACUUCCCAAAUUUACAACAUGCCCACAACCACUCUACUUUUCCUCCUCUUUCUUUGUUUUCAAACAGUGGAAUGCCAAGAACCCAAGCCACAGCCGCCGUCACAGUCGUAUUCUAAUCCGCCCCGGUUCGACAAUGGACCCAAAAGGAUCGUUGUCAGUGUAUUCUUGGGAGCGUUAACUGGGUUUUCCGGAGCCAUUGUUUUCGCUUUUAUGGUCCGCUUCUUCAUCCGCUACAUGAACACAACUCCAAUCCUCAAAGGCUCUGUCGUCUUCUCUCCUGAAAUCAACCGCAAGACCCUUCAAUCGGCUCUGUCAAACGAGACCCACCACCUGGGUUCGAGCCCCAAUGGGACAUACUACCUAACCCCCCUCGACAAUGGGUUCACCGUUGCCGUCAAAAGGCUUGAACCCACCGUGGGUUGUUCACCGGAAACGCAGAGCAAGUCGGUCAAGAGGAAGAUACAACAGGAAUUGGAGAAGCUCGCAAACUUAAACCACCCAAAUGUCAUGAUUCUCCGAGCCUAUGUCCGCGAAACAGAGAGGUUCUACCUUGUCUAUGACUAUGUCCCCACUGGUAGCCUUGAGGAUGCAAUGAACAGAGUUAGAGAGAACCAGUUGGAGCUCAGCUGGGAAGUGAGACUUCGGAUUGCGGUUGGGGUAAUCAAGGGGCUUCAGCAUCUUCAUUGUUCUUGUGUUCCACAGAUUCUUCACUACAAUCUGAAGCCUAGAAAUGUGAUUUUAGAUUCUGAGUUUGAGCCAAGGUUGACUGAUUCUGGAUUGGGUUUGCUUAUGCCAAACUUGGAUAGGGCUUCAUCUGGGUAUAGUGCUCCCGAGUGUUUCCAGGAUUGCAGGUAUACAGAUAAGAGUGACAUCUUCAGCUUUGGGAUGAUAUUGGGUGUUUUGCUGACUGGUAGAGACCCCACCGAUCCAUUCUUCGGCGAAGCAGUGAGCGGGGGGAGUUUAGGGCGCUGGCUUCGGCAUUUGCAGCAAGCCGGGGAGGCACGAGAAGCACUGGACAAGAGCAUUCUCGGGGAACAAGUGGAGGAAGACGAAAUGCUGAUGGCAGUGAGGAUUGCUGUUGUGUGCCUCUCGGAUAUGCCCACUGAUAGGCCUUCCAGUGAUCAGCUUGUUCACAUGCUAACCCAACUUCACAGCUUCUGAAGUCAAGUGUAAGUAGAUUAAAAGUUAAACAGUCCUUAAUUCCAGUUGCAUUUGUGAAAUUUGAUCCAUUUUUUUGGGAUUUUGUUGGAAUUGCACACACUUUACACAUAAUAUGAAGACUAGUGAAGUGGCUCACUACCAACUCAAAAGAAAGGCCAACUGAUAAGGUCAAAUGUUGUGGGGCAAUUGCUGCAUUAUUGUGUUCUCACCUUCUAACAACCGUGGGGUUUCAUCGAACACAACUUUAUUGGAAUCACGGAUCAUUUUCCUGCUCCAGUCAGGGAAUCCUCUUUGUUUGAUCUAAAUAAAGUUAUUUGAUCCAUAAUACUUUAAAAGCCUUUUCAUAGUUCAAUACAAGAGAAUGUAUCUUCCUUACUUAUGAUAAGAGCCCACAAUGGCUAGGGGACGGGGGGAGCAAGACUCGAACGCUUGCCCUGUGGACAAGAAGAAGAUGAUCUAACUCAAACUACAUGAGCUUCAAGAUUGUAUGAUAUCUUAAGAAAUUAAUAUUUGCAAUGUAAUGAGUGUUUUAUGCAUUGUUUUGUGGCUCAUGUAUGUUUCAUCCUUUGCAAGUUGGUUGGCAUGGAAUGAGUUU